AUGCAUGAUAAGCAUCACCAUUUCCAUUUCAGCCUUUCAAACAUUGCAGCUGAGGUGGACUUGGUUGCAGCCGAACCGGGUUGGGGAAAUUGGUAUUUCUGUGAUGAUUUAGACGCUGCAUGCCUCUCCCUCCCCGCCAUCACUCACCGGCUCUCCAGGUCUGCGGAAGACAAUGAACCGGAUCAAACGCCCUGUCCUGAUGAAGAGGAUAAGGUAUUUUAUGACGUGGAAGACGGAAAUGAGCUCGAGGAUAGAGCGAAUGGCUCCCUCAUGAAGCUGUUGUCCUGCAAUAAGCGUCGGCAGUCCCUCUCAACCCGUCAGCUCCAAGACUUUGCGAAAUGA
This is a messenger RNA of Dicrocoelium dendriticum, 342 nucleotides long. The record is from the annotation of a GenBank genome assembly. NCBI's taxonomy places the organism in Eukaryota, Metazoa, Platyhelminthes, Trematoda, Plagiorchiida, Dicrocoeliidae.